Molecule: messenger RNA, 1849 nt
Organism: Bubalus bubalis (water buffalo)
Lineage: Eukaryota; Metazoa; Chordata; Mammalia; Artiodactyla; Bovidae
Gene: MAPRE3
Product: microtubule associated protein RP/EB family member 3
Exons: 7
Coding region: 141-986 (281 amino acids)
Biological process (GO): regulation of microtubule polymerization or depolymerization; spindle assembly; protein localization to microtubule plus-end
Cellular component (GO): microtubule organizing center; cytoplasmic microtubule; spindle midzone
Molecular function (GO): microtubule plus-end binding
Source: RefSeq, a predicted model, not a curated record
AGACCGCGGCGGCCUCUACUAGGACCCUCCGCCCCGGAGCCGCCGGCCGGAGCCGCAGCCUCAGCCGCAGCGCUCCCCCCCCCACCGCCUGCCCCCCUCCCCCGCCGCCUCUGCCGGAGCCACCUCGCGCACUCUGGGGCAUGGCCGUCAAUGUGUACUCCACAUCUGUGACCAGUGAGAAUCUGAGUCGCCAUGAUAUGCUUGCAUGGGUCAACGACUCCCUGCACCUCAACUAUACCAAGAUAGAACAGCUCUGCUCAGGGGCAGCCUACUGCCAGUUCAUGGACAUGCUCUUCCCUGGCUGUGUGCACUUGAGGAAGGUGAAGUUCCAGGCCAAGCUAGAGCACGAAUACAUCCACAACUUCAAGGUGCUGCAAGCAGCUUUCAAGAAGAUGGGUGUUGACAAGAUCAUUCCUGUAGAGAAAUUAGUGAAAGGAAAAUUCCAAGAUAAUUUUGAGUUUAUUCAGUGGUUUAAGAAAUUCUUUGACGCAAACUAUGAUGGAAAGGAUUACAACCCUCUGCUGGCGCGGCAGGGCCAGGACGUAGCACCACCUCCUAACCCAGGUGAUCAGAUCUUCAACAAAUCCAAGAAACUCAUUGGCACAGCAGUUCCACAGAGGACAUCACCCACAGGCCCCAAAAAUAUGCAGACCUCCGGCCGGCUGAGCAACGUGGCUCCUCCCUGUAUCCUCCGGAAGAAUCCUCCGUCAGCCCGAAAUGGUGGCCACGAGACCGAUGCCCAGAUUCUUGAGCUCAACCAGCAGCUACUGGAUUUGAAGCUAAUGGUGGAUGGCCUGGAGAAGGAGCGCGACUUCUACUUCAGCAAACUUCGAGACAUUGAGCUCAUCUGCCAGGAACACGAAAGUGAGAACAGCCCCGUUAUCUCGGGCAUCAUUGGCAUCCUCUAUGCCACCGAGGAAGGAUUUGCACCCCCUGAGGACGAUGAGAUUGAGGAACACCAACAGGAAGACCAGGACGAGUACUGAGGGCGGCCCCAGCCCUGGAUGACUGCACGGCUUCCGUGCCUCCCCACCCCGCUCCCACCCCCACAUUAUAAUCCUUUCCUGACAGCCAGUCGGCCGGUGCUUUGUGUCAGUGCCGCGGCAUUGGGGAGCCUGGCGAGCAGGGCUUGGGGGGACGGGGCAGGUGAGCAGGCGGAGGCCCCUCUUCCUGUGGCACAGGCCCAGUGCGCGGGACCCCUGCCCACCCCACCCCUAUUUAUUUCCGUUGUCUCUAUGCUGUGUCGGCCAACACUCCCCCAGGGUGCUGUGGCCACCCACCCCAGCCAGCCACCCGCUCCCCUGACAGCCAGCAGCUGUAUAUUUGACAAAGUCAUUGGUAUAUUUUUACUUACUGGAUUUUCCUUGCACUUUACCUGUUCUUUUCCCAGGGCUGGCAGCACGGGUUCCGGGGCAGCGUGCCUGGCUUGGCUUCCCUUCCCCCGUUGCCAGGGCCGUGACUGGACUCACCGAUUCUUAUUUAUUUUGUCUUUUGACUUCCCAGUAGUUGAGGGAAAGGCUGAUGUCAGGAGAGGGAUAGGGGACUGAGGAGGGAGGUUACCUAAGGCCCUGGUGGUCAGGGAGAGGGAGGGGAGCAUGUGAGGGAUGAAAACGACCUCCUGGCACCAGGCUCACCCACCCUUGGCCCCCUGCGCCCAGCACCACAGCCUGGCACUGCGCUGAGGCUCCCAGCCACUCCCCUGCAGCUUGGUUCAUACCACACAGACUCUGCCCGGACCUCUUGUACGUCUGCCUUUUCUCUGCCCGCCUCCCCAAACCCAGCCCUUCGGGCCACCCAGCCUGCAUAUGUGUUCACUUUUAUUUAAAUAAACUUGUGUGGUAAAAGUCCA